Colossoma macropomum (tambaqui) is the source of this 3364-nucleotide messenger RNA. RefSeq names its product NIMA-related kinase 10 (gene nek10). The coding region runs from base 131 to 3313 and encodes 1060 amino acids. NCBI's taxonomy places the organism in Eukaryota, Metazoa, Chordata, Actinopteri, Characiformes, Serrasalmidae. Gene Ontology annotation, biological process: protein phosphorylation. The record is from RefSeq and is a predicted model, not a curated record. The transcript has 36 exons. Gene Ontology annotation, molecular function: protein binding; ATP binding; protein kinase activity.
UUUGAUAUUUAGCCACCAGAAGAAGAGCAGCAAAACGAAACUCACACAGUAGCCGUGCUGAAUUAGGAGGUUUGCAAACCAUGGCAACAAGCAAUGGUAUAAAACCGAAUGAGAGACAGACGUUUUCAAAAUGCCUCAUCCAGAAAGACGAGCAAGAAGACAUGAUAGAUCGUUCCUGAAAUCUAAGGAGAAAGAGCUACUUGACCUCAAGAGGCUUCUUUCAUUCGUCUCAGUCCCCUUUUCCAAGCAACAGGUGACGACAGGCCAAUGUAAAGGCCGAAAGCCACAGAACUCACCCCAUGUCAACGAGGACAGGAAAAAUGUGAGGUACUCAGCUCCUGAGGCCACAGAACUGGAUAACUUCAGUGCAAAAUACAGAGAUCAGAGGCACUUCUUGGGUCACCCUCAUCAUGAUCUGUUCUUGGACAUCUUCACUGCCCUCAUCAAAAACAGGCUCACCUGCAGUGAGUGGCUGGAGCAUUCUUCAUCAGAAAAUAUCCUCAGAGUUCUCAUCUGCUUGAGAUUGUUAAUAAGAGAGCAUCAUUACCAGAAAGUGUUCCACGAUCUCAAUGGAUUAAGUCACCUUGUAAAGUACAUGGAGUCAGUAGCCAGUGCAUAUCUGGAGAAUGGGGACCAAGCACUGGAAACAGAGCAGCUGGUGACUAUGAUGCACAUGUGUCAGAAACUGUCCAUAACUGAAGACCAGAGGAUCUGGGUGAUUGAAUGUGAUGCUCACAAGACUCUUGUGAAGCUCCUCUCUGCACGGGACAGUAAUGUGUUAUUAGGUGCUCUCCUGGCCCUCACUACUGUAGCAGACAGCCCCGAGUGCAGAGAGAAGAUCGGAGAGCUGCCUGUUGUGGAGAACCUUCUGAUCAUAUUACAGGAAUAUGACAUGUUAUCAAAAAGGCUGAGUGCGGAGCUGCUGCGGCUGCUGUGUCCAGUGCCGUGUGUGCGGGAGCAGGUGUGUCAGUGUGAGGGAGUUCCUGUGCUGCUGAGUAUGCUCCAUGCGGAUGACCUGAAGCUGUUGUGGAGCACGGUGUGGGUGCUGGUCCAGCUGUGCCAGGAUCCACACACCAGCGCACUCAUCCGUGCCUGGGGUGGAGUCCAGCAGCUCCUGCAUAUCCUGCAUGGAGAGCGAGUGUAUGUGUCUGAUCGCUCGUCCAUAGAGACCCUCUCUAGUGCUAAUGCUGCUGGCCGUUUGCACAGACCCCACGUGUCUGAGGAGCUGAGUUCAGUCGAGGCGGAGGAGAACACCAUGUCUCUCUAUGCUGCAUGCUGCGCAGCAAUAACGGAGCUGGUGCUGGACGACACUGCAGCCCACCUUGUGGUGCAGGAGAAUGGGGUGUACAUAAUUGGUAAAAUGAUACUGCCCCAAGGCUCAGCGACAGGACCAAAGGCAGCAUCACUACAGUGUUAUGCUUUCAGGACCCUCCGCUUCCUUUUUAGCAUGGAACGCAACCGGCAUCUCUUCAAAAGGCUCUUCCCAUCAGAACUGUUUGAGACGUUUAUUGAUAUCGGACAUUAUGUGAGAGACAUCGCAGCAUACAAACCUCUGCAGGAAAAAACUUCAUUGCUUUCGAAUGAAGAAUUGGAUGGACUGAGGGAGAGAAUUGAGGCAGUGAACCAGAACCGGCCACCUAUUAAAGUGAUCAAUGGCUACUCCAUUCUGGACCACUUGGGCAGUGGAGCCUUCGGAAGUGUUUUCAAGGUUCGUAAACAGGGGGCACAGAACUGUCUGGCACUGAAGGAGGUCAACCUCCACAACCCAGCUUUUGGAAAUGACAAGAAAUCCAGAGACAGCAACGUUGAGAAGAUUGUGUCUGAGCUCACCAUAAUCAAAGAGCAGAUGGCACACCCAAACAUUGUCAAAUACUUCAAGACAUUUUUAGAAUGUGACAGAUUGUACAUUGUCAUGGAGCUCGUGGAAGGCGCACCACUUGCUGACCACUUCAGCUCACUCAAAGAAAAGCAGCAGACGUUCACUGAAGAGAGAGUGUGGAACAUCUUCAUUCAGAUGUGUCUGGCAUUAAGAUACUUGCACAAGGAGAAGAGGAUCGUCCACAGAGAUCUUACCCCCAACAACAUCAUGCUCGGAGAGAGAGACAAAGUCACCAUCACUGACUUUGGUCUUGCAAAGCAGAAACAAGAGACAAGCAAGCUGAUGUCUGUGGUUGGGACAAUUUUGUACUCCUGUCCAGAGAUUGUAAAGAGUGAGCCAUAUGGAGAGAAGGCUGAUGUGUGGGCUGCUGGCUGCAUCCUGUAUCAGAUGGUCACCCUCAGGCCUCCUUUCUACAGCACCAACAUGCUCUCCCUCGCCACCAAGAUUGUAGAAGCCGCAUUUGAGCCUGUGGAAGACCCUGCGUUCUCAGACAGAGUUACAGACAUGAUAAAAUGGUGUUUGACCCCCAAUCCAGAUUUGCGUCCCGACACUGUGGAGGUCAGUUCCAGAAUCUGUGACCUAAUGAUGAGGUUCAUGGACAGCUUAAGCACCUCUCACGUCACGCUGGAGAGAAGAGCAGAGCGAGACAGGAGGCGAGCACAGAAGUACUGCUUAGAAAACAACCGGAUGAAGAUCAUGAGCGGGUCUUCAGUUGUGCCUCAGGGAACAGACUCUAAAGAUCAGCUGCUUAUUAAUGAAGAUGGCCACCAGUCUGACCUACAUUUCUCAGACUCAGCAGAUGGAGAGGCUCCUGUCCAAGACAUGGAAUCAAGUGAUGCCUCAACAACCACCAGGUCUGUCGUGAGAUCAGCCUCAGUUCAGGAGAAUCUACUCCAAAAUCUACCAAAGCAUCCAGACAGCUGCUCAGUUACAGAGGAACAAAGCCGUGACUUUGUGAAGUCUAAAGCUCGACCAGCAUCAGCAGGAAUCUAUGUGUCCCAAAGAAAAGUCAGACAAAUUGAUGAUCCAAACCUAAGGCUGCUUGGAGUUCUCCAUAAGAUUAUAUUCAUCACUCAGCUUCCACCAGGACCUCAGAACACUUUUCAGCGGCGCACAAUAGAGCGCUUUAAGAAAUCACUGUUCCAGUGCGGCAGCAGUCCGUUUAAUCUGAAGAUGGAGCUGAAUAAGGUCCUCCAAGGAAACCAAGAGGUGGUGGAGUUGGUUUCAGGCAGCAAGGAAUGGUGGCCUCUCAACGGACACCCAGCUAAGACAAUUGGGGAACCAGGUUAUUCUAGUCUUCCAGAGGGCAUCACCUAUGAGCAGAUACAGGCCAUGAUUGAGGAAGUUCUGGAGCAAAGCAGUUACUACAGCACAGCUUUGUCCAGGAGUGAAUCAGAGACAAGAACAGGAAAGAGCAGAGCUGCUAGCCCAUGACUUCAUGUGUUACGCCUGCUGGGACACCUACAAAGUGCUGUGAUGCAACGG